This is a messenger RNA of Tachysurus fulvidraco (yellow catfish), 3859 nucleotides long. RefSeq names its product lysophosphatidic acid receptor 6-like. The record is from RefSeq and is a predicted model, not a curated record. The coding region runs from base 1536 to 2582 and encodes 348 amino acids. The transcript has a single exon. NCBI's taxonomy places the organism in Eukaryota, Metazoa, Chordata, Actinopteri, Siluriformes, Bagridae. Gene Ontology annotation, biological process: G protein-coupled receptor signaling pathway. Gene Ontology annotation, molecular function: G protein-coupled receptor activity. Gene Ontology annotation, cellular component: plasma membrane.
GAAUAUGGAAUCAAACCUUUUUGAUGCACUUUUUUAACUUUUCUGCUUUCGAGUCUAAUUCUAUAGGCGAAGGAUUUAGCACUGAAGUCUGCAUCCAGUGACAAUUCUUUCUCCUAAAAGUUUUUCGGAUGAAAAGAAUUUUACAUUUCACUUGAAAAGCCUGAAAAAGGAACAAAGGGAAAUAUAACAGCGGCUUCAUUCGUGCAGAAAUCCUGGAAACCAGAAAGACUGUACAAAGAAGUGACCCUUCAUGAUGUGUUACUGAUGUUAUACUGUAUUGUUUAAAUGUGCUAUUUGAAAUAUUACUAUUUGAAGUAUUGUGUAUUAUUUACAGAAAAACACAUAAAUAUAUUACCAUAUUCUGUGAGUUUCAACCAAUCAUUCAAACAGCUUGAAAUAUUAGAAUUAACAUGAUUUAGCAAUUCAAUAUUUUAAUGCUAUUGUAAUGGAUCUAUUUUUGUCAUUGAUGCAGCGAAGAGCUCAGUAUGUUAUAUCAAGUCAGUGAUGUUACAGUAUGUCAAACGCUUAAGCUCAAAAUACUUCCGUAAUCCUUUUGUGAAACAGGAAUGAAACAAAUAAAGGAAGUUUUAUUUAUGCAUUCAUGGUUUGUGACCUUCACUGAGUCAAAGAGUAAACAGCUUGCUUUACUUGUCUGCUGUACACGUACAAAUGGAGAUCGGUAGAUUUUUCUUUUUUUCUAAAAUAUUAUUAAUCUUCAUCGCUCAAAAUGUAAAGAAAUAAUAGCUGUGGGUUAUUUUCACUGUUCUACUCGCAUAUGUUGUGGACGACACCAUGUAACCAUUGUAAAAUGAAAGAAGGUUACACUUAGCAGAACGAUUCAAGGCCAUUGUUUCAGCUGACAGUUUCAGCACAUCUACGGUUGCAGGACAUCACCGGUUUCUCUCACAGCUCUGGUGUGAUUUCCAUCUACUCUUCUUCCAGUCUCUUUCAAAGUUUGGUAACUUUAUUGCCAUGGAUUUUCCAGACAUUUUCAGAUUAAUUUUGGAGUGUGACAAGGGAUCAUUGUCUUGCAUUAAAAUUGCAGGUUAAUUGAGAGAUCUUUCCUCGCAGGAAAGGAACCGCAUGUUGUUGAAGGAGGUUCUGAUAAACAUUUGCAUUCACCCUGCCAUGUAGCCGUCUAAAAGGCCCAACGAUGGACUUUUCUCUCUGUUUUUGUCAGGGACUCUCUGAAUUCCAACAUAGAAGAUUCUUUGUACAGUAUUCGGCCCUAAACCGUAGAACUAGAGCUUAGACAUUUCACACCAUACAGAUAUUGCAAAACCGAUUGCAUGCAUCUGCCACCAAUCUGUUUCCAAUUCUGUAAAUUCUGUUUUUUAUCGUAAUUAUAUUCUAUUGUUGUUCUAUUGUUGUCAAAAAAGUAUUUCAUUUCAUACUGUGACCAACACAAUUUGAAUUCUAUUUGAAUUUAACCUGAUACGGUUUCAUCUGUCCCACGGAACACAAAAACAAAACAGAACUGCCUUUGUUCUUCUUCCUCUUUCAUAUACAUUCUUUAGAAGUAGCUUUGUCACCACAUGAGUACACAGUUUCUCGGUCUCUCAAAGAUGAACAGCCAUAAUAAGACAUUUUGCCCUCCUGUAGCACAGCACAUCAGCCUAACUGUCCUAAUCUGCCUGGUCUACAUGACCGGGCUCCUCCUGAAUGGAUUCAGCAUCUGGGUUUUCAUCUUCCGGAUGUCUAAAUGGAACUCUGGGACGGUGUUACAGUUCAAUUUGGCAAUAAGUGAUCUACUGGCUUCACCUGCCACCCCUCUGAUGGCAGCCUACUUUGUCAACGGGAACAACUGGGAGUUUGGCCCCUUUCUGUGUGAGUUGAAGAUCGCCUUGAUCAGCGCUCACUUCUACGGCAGUAUCGUGUUCCUCACCCUUAUCAGCGUUCAUCGCUACGUGGUUGUGGUCCACUUCAAACGAUCGUCUCCAUUUAAACAUAAAGCCUUUGUGAAGAAGCUGUGUUUUGGAGUGUGGUGUUUUUUAUUAAGUGGCGCCAUAGUGUACGCCGUUCUGCUACCUGUUACCAAUGAAGACGGGCACAAGCAAUGCCUUUCCAUACAUCAAUCCAAACUCACCAGUGCGUACUUCAUUAUCAACUUUGUGCUCUUCACUCUUGGCUUUCUUGUGCCUUUCGUCACAGCUGCGGUUUGCUACAGCAGUCUGGCUCGAUCAGUAAUCAAGGUAAACGUCAUCUCUAUGCAUGGUCAGACAAUUAAAACAAAGUCUCUAAAGAUGAUAGGAUUGUGUCUGGUCAUCUUCGGACUCUGCUUCUUACCGCUCAACGUUACCCGGACUGUCGCGGUUGUCAUUAAAAAGUACUACCCUGAACACUGUCAGCUUCUGUUACGCACUGAAACAGCGUACUACUUCUCAUAUGUCCUGGCAGGAAUCAACUGUUGCCUGGACCCUCUUAUAUAUUUCUUUGGUUCACACAAUUUUAAUAAAGCUUUUAGAGGAUCUGUGAGAAUGGUAAGACGUCACCAGGAGAAAGAAAACAAAACUGAAUCAGAGACAAGUUACAGUACAAAUAGAAAUGCAAUCUAUACAAUAUCUACAGGAGUGGUGUUAUAGCAUUCCAGAGUAAAAAAAAACAUCCCUGUCUUAUUCCUGUAAAUAUUUUAAGGUAUGUUUGCUUGUGAUCUUUUUUCUGUCAUUUUGUUCAAUCAUAUUUCCUGUGAAAUUAUUUUUGUGAGGUAGUUUGUGAAUAAUGAGACUGCAAUGCCACUUCUGCAAUAAAUAUAACACACUGUGAGAAGGUUUUUAAUGGUUUAACUGGUUCCUUCAGCAGUUUAUUUUGCCAUGCUGGUCUUCUUAAUGUGUUUUAGCACAGUGCUGUUAAUCUUCUAAGAACAACUGGUAUGAUGUGUGUAGUAAUAUGAUGUAAAAGAUAAUAAUUCUUGUAAUGUAGUGUGACAUGGUGUUUAAAAUAUCUGUCAAGUUUUUAAAAAUUAUUAUUUCAUUUUUUUUAUUUGUUGUUUAUAAAAUGUAUACAUUUAAAUAUCAUAUUUGUCUUUAAUACAAAUAAUACAAGAUUUUCUCUUCUAGUUUAAGUGCUUUAAACUGAGAUAGAGGCAGAUCAUCAGAGAAACACGAGGCACACAUUUGCACACUCAUUCACACCAAGAAGCUUUUUGACAUCUGCAAUUAAUAAUUGGUCCUAAUCCUAAUAUAUUAUUGUAUCCAUAAUUAUAUAUAUCCAUAAUUAACCACUGGUACAUUUUGGGGUGGUUGGAGGAACCCAUAGACACUGAAGAAAGGCCAACAGACAUCUGGCAGACACAGAGACAAAAUGACACUCUGAGCUCUCGCUGGUUUGGUCCUGAGCUCAGAUUUCUGUCUGCAUGGAGUUUCACAUUUUAUCUCUUGUGACUCUUGGGGUUUCCUCUUGGUUUUGUGGUUUCCUCUUACUUUUCAAAAACAUGUUAUUCGGUGGACUAAUUUUGAUCCGGCGUGGAAAUGUGUGAGCACGGUGUCCUGUGAAGGACUGGCGUUCCUGGGCCUGAGCCUGAAGCCUAUUUAUUGAUCUAUUUAGUUUUAAAAUAAAUUAGUCAAGUAAUAAAGAAGCUGGUUUAGUCCUAAUUUUGUAGGGAUGAUCCAGUGUUACUUACACAGAUAAAACACACACUUGACUUGCUUACUAACCUAGUAGGAAGAUAUGAGUUUUUUGUUGUUGUUGUUGUUGUUGUUGUUUAGUUUUGUUGUGUUUUGUCUUUUUUUUUCUGGAAUAUCUGAAAUGAUUUUUUUUUUUAUCAUUGUUUACUUAUAUGUAUAUAUGGAUGUAAAUAAUGCCCUUUUUAAAAAAUAUAUAUAUAAAUAAAAUGUUUAUUCUUUUUAAUCUCCAUGUUUGA